AUGUUUGAUAAGAUUUUUAAUUCGAAUGAUGGCGAUGAACCACAAAAGCUACAACUCUCUUAAACUCGACGCGUUUUGAACGGUGAGAGUCACGUGCAGAGCGAAUCGUGCCUUCCCCUUACAUCGCGCCUUCCACUUUGACACAUUCACAAAAAUGGCACCUACUGCAUAAGGGCAGCAGGCUUCAGUGCUCUUCAUAGUGCCUACCUUUGCGUUCGAUCAAAUCUAGAAACAUCUCAACAAUCAUCUUUUUAACCAUGGAUCCUGUCACUCCGACGUCCCUAGUAAGGCCUCAAGAAUCGUCUCAUAGACGCCCAUUAACAGCAGAGGAAGAGGCGAAGAAAGCCUCUGUCGCAAGAAUUUAUCAACCCAGGCGUCCCACCCCGAACUUCAAACUGAAACGACAAGCUAAAUUGCAGAAUGAAGUUGUAUCUCUCCACGUCACCAAAUCAACUCUUCUCCAACCAGAAGGAAAGGUUGGUGGAGUGAGCCGAACAAACGAUGCGGAACGCGUUGUUGACGAAUCUCGUCCACGAAACACUCAUCAGUCCCAGCUUACGCAGGCUAGAUCACAAUUGCAGACUCCUCUGUCCAAAGUCGAGUCGAGCUCAGGAGCAAAGAUAUCGUUCACAUCAGCAGUAGCAGACUCUCCACGUGUCUCAAAUGAGCCACUACACCAUUACCAGUGGACAGGGAGAAGAGAAGCUCAGAAAACACGAGAUAUCUACCGGCUUCCUGAGGACGAUCCAAGUGACGAACAAACGCUAUUCCAAGAACCAAGAACAAGCAGCUUUCGAUAUCCAUCCGAAGACCCAGCAUUCGCGCCUUCGAGCCUCGCGGGCGAGACCCUUGAACAAUGUCUGAGACGUCGACAUGACACCUCAUCAGCACCUAUCGAUGAGCCACAGCAUAGAAAUACAUCGCCUGCCAGCACUAAUUUCGCGGAACAGGGGGAUGAUGUGGUGGGUAUUGAAGGAGCAGAGCCGAAUAUAGAUUCGGAGAACGAACUUGAUGAUGUGGAUGUUAUGCUUCUCGGUCUAGAUCUAGCUGAAGACCAUGUCCCUGGUCCAUCUGUACUCUCUUUGAGCAGCACCAAACGGCCUCGAGCUACACCACGCGAGGAAACUCCAAAUUUCCAUCAAAUGCAAAAUGAUGGUGAACAUGAAAGCGAGCAGGAGACUGAAACACCUCUUUUGAAGAGACGGAAACGAAGUAAUCGUAGAAAGCGUGUCCAGGAAAGACAUAGUGAGAUCCUGAAAGCACUUACAAGUCGAAGACAGGCAAAGUCUGCUCGGAAGCUAUUUCAGAAGACUAGUGCCCCAAGGAAGUCACAAGCAUCAAAGAAACUUCGACGUCUUCCAGUGGGCGAGCUUGUGACAAUCUCACAGCAACUUGACGAGUCUGAUUUGGAUUUUCCUGAUAGUCCCCCUUUAGAAGUGUCUCAAGAUCCCGUCUCGCAAUUAAGCGAAGACGAAUCAGAAAGUGGCCAUCAUAGAAAACAUAUCGUCAAGUCCAAAAUCACAAAGAGACGACAUAAAGGUUUAGGUCUUAUCGAUACCUCUCAGUUCCGCUUACCAAAGCCAUUAUCACCACGAUCUCGAUCUGAUUAUCUCCGCACACCUUCGUAUUCUGAUGGCUUCGAGGGGAGAGAAGCUACACCAAUUGGUCGAACCAUGCCAAUCAGACGCCCAGCCUACCGAAAAGAGGCUGUUCACAGGAUCGCAGUCAGGCUUUCUGAGUUGACUCUGGUGACCGAGAAGCCCUCUUUACCAUCGAAAUCGACUCGCAGUCAUUACCGAAAGAAGAAUGAACUGCAAUCCGCCGUGCAUUCACAAGCUCAACCAGACAUAGUGAAUGCGCAGAUUGAAGUGCAAGCCUCUACGCCGCUUGCUAAAGAUGAAUCAAUUGCGCUUGAGCCUCAAUCCCAGCAGGCGACUGGGCAAGAGAAUUUUUGGCCUCAAAUUGAACCCGAAGAAGCAAUCGAAGUGAUAACCGAAGAGCAACUCGAGAAAGCAAUCGAAGAAGAAGAAGAACUCGAACGUGAGUAUGAAGGUGCACUACAGCCAUCGAUCGAGGGGAAAGAAGAUGAUCAGACAAUUGUGGCUGACCAACACUUGCCUGGUGGAACUUUGAACAACUUGCCAAAUGAGAAUCUUCCUAACUUGAUUCUACCCGAGCUUGUGACCCCAGGUGUCUGUUCAAACUAUGAGCCGACUUCCGCACAAUACGCCAGUACGACUUCGCCACUAAAGCGGAAACUGCAGAAUGAGGUACUUGAUACAACGAGAAUAAAGGCCAGUACCAUGCCAAUCAUUCACACUGUUGCUGAGAAGCGCCAUAAGGUUGCACAUUCUCAAUUCGAUCAUACCAUUUCAACCCCUAAGACCUUGAAACAGGCCAAGGCGGAUAUGGAAGCAAUGUAUGAGUUGAGCAUGGUGUCUUUGAGAAAGUAUCAAGUAAGUGAUGACGACGGUAGCAGGGAUGAUAGCGAGUGUGACGAAUUAGAAGGGGACGGACGCCGCCAUAGAAGCGAUGGCAGCCCAUGGACGGCUUCGGACGUCGAACAUGAAAAUGAAAACGAAGAAGAAGAGCCAGCAAGUCAGGAAAUCGGUCCGACAAUGGUCAUUAAGCAAGAGUCCGACCUAUCUCCGGUCGAGUCAACUCCUAGUCUACCAACUCUGACCGAGGAGUCUUCAACGCCAAGUCGAAGUCUCAAUGCCUUGACUAGAAAGGCCAGCGCAGGUAUGGGAACAUUGCCGGCAAGUGCAAGUCGUAGAACGAUGUCAAUGCCUUGGAAGCCUCCCUUCAAGAAUGCUUGGAAGAUGCACGAGAGGGCCGAAGCUUGAAUGCAUGUAUGUGUUGGAGGAUUAUCUGAGAUGUAUAUUAGCUUUAGCUAUUCUAUACGGGAGACGGAAUGCUCUUAUGCUCUGUAAUUAGACAGUGCUAAUUUUGUUUCAAAAGCUCUAUCAUAUAGCUUAUCAAUAACUAAUAAUACGUACGGGUUAUUCGAUU
Molecule: messenger RNA, 3012 nt
Organism: Mollisia scopiformis
Lineage: Eukaryota; Fungi; Ascomycota; Leotiomycetes; Helotiales; Mollisiaceae
Exons: 4
Coding region: 258-2846 (862 amino acids)
Source: RefSeq, a predicted model, not a curated record